Molecule: messenger RNA, 2105 nt
Organism: Rhineura floridana
Lineage: Eukaryota; Metazoa; Chordata; Lepidosauria; Squamata; Rhineuridae
Gene: TBX6
Product: T-box transcription factor 6
Exons: 7
Coding region: 180-1241 (353 amino acids)
Biological process (GO): regulation of transcription by RNA polymerase II; positive regulation of DNA-templated transcription; cell fate specification
Cellular component (GO): nucleus
Molecular function (GO): RNA polymerase II cis-regulatory region sequence-specific DNA binding; DNA-binding transcription factor activity, RNA polymerase II-specific
Source: RefSeq, a predicted model, not a curated record
GCUUUCCCUUCUCUUCCCUGCCCCCAGACCUUGACGCUGCCCCCAAGUUGGACAGCUUCUUCCCUGGGUUGGAACCCCCGGGCCGCCUCCUGCCCCCGGCUCCCGGCCUCCCUUAUGGGUCAGGUCAAGCUCUCCCGUCGGGACCCCCACCAACCACACGCCUGCCCCCUGGAGUACGGAUGAGCCUGGAGAAUGGGGAGCUCUGGAAACGUUUCAGCAGCCUUGGCACAGAGAUGAUCAUCACCAAGGCAGGCAGGCGGAUGUUUCCACAGAUGAAAGUUUCAGUAACAGGUCUGGAUCCUGAAGCCAAGUACCUGCUGUUAGUGGAUGUAGUCCCAGUAGGCGGCUCCCGUUACAAAUGGCACGGCAAGCGGUGGGAGGCCAGUGGCAAGGCCGAACUACCACCACCAGACCGGGUCUACAUCCACCCUGACUCACCUGCAUCAGGUGCCCACUGGAUGCGCCAACCUGUAUCCUUCCACCGGCUGAAGCUCACCAACAACACACUGGAUCCCCAUGGACAUCUCAUUGUUCACUCCAUGCACCGUUACCAGCCGCGGAUACACGUGGUUGGAGCCGGAGGGCGCCAUGGGGCAGGGAGUGGCUGCGCUUCCUUCACCUUUCCUGAGACGCAGUUUCUAACUGUCACGGCCUACCAGAACCCACAGAUCACUCAAAUGAAGAUAGAGAGCAACCCUUUUGCAAAGGGCUUCCGGGAGAACGGCAUGAACAGCAAAAGGGAGCGCGAGGCCCGAAUCAAGAGGAAAAUGAAGGCAAAUGAAUGUGAAGCCAACAUGGGGGAAAAUGAGAGCAAGAAGGGUCCCUGCGACUCCACCCUGACAGAGGAAACUCCUCUCGAGCAACAGCAACCACAUCCUUCCUGCUCCUUCUACCCCCCUGCAGGGAUCAAUCCCAGUGGGGCUGAGGCUUAUGUGCAGCAUCCAGCUGCCUUCCAUGGUUUGCGGGGGGCACCAUCACCCUACGGCAGCCCAAGCCAAGAAGUCUCAGCUCCUCCAUCUUCCCCCACUACCAAGUCACCUCCUGAGCAAUCAGAUUUCAGAGCAAUGCUCCCAACAAGUUGGAAUGGCCUGGAUAUUAUUCCUUUCCUUGGGGGAACAGAACCACCUGAUGCUGCCACCUCCUUUCCCCCUUUCAAAUUCAGUUUCACACCCUACCCACCACCACCUCGUGUCUAUGGGCCUUCCUCUGGCUAUCCUGGCUCUCAGCCACCUAUGCUCUAAACUCCUGCUCCUCCCACAAAACCUGGAAUUCCUGUCUUCCAGGUAUUCUCUUUUGCUCACUAGAUUUCAUGACGUUUUCCUGUUUAUUAUUGCCCAUGCAGGGAAGGGUAAACUUGUUUGUUUCCCGCUUAUCUUAUAAUUAAUUUUUUUAAAAGGUCAUAACAUACUGUACAUCUGUUUUCUUCUGUGACAUAAGUAAGCAAGCUAGAAUUCUGAAGUUCCAGCCUACACACAUCCUAAAUAUUAGCAGUGCAAUCCUGUACUCGUGUAUUCAGAAGUCCCCUGGAGUUCAAUGGGGUUUAAACCUAGGUAAGUGGUUAUAGGAUCAUCAGUAUGGCUUACAGCACAAUCCUAUGUAUGUUUGUUCACUCAAGAGUAAACCCCACUGUGUUCCAUGGGGCUUACUCUCUACUACAGGUUUGGGGAACUUGUGGCCCAUUUAUUUUACUUUAUUCCUUUAUUUGUUUAUUAAAAAUAUAUAUAUACUGCAAUUUCAUUUUGAAAAAUUUUCGAAGUGGUUUACUAAUCAUGUGCACAAUAAAAGACACAUAAAAAUUACAAUCACAAAUUGCAGCUAUUACAGAAACUAUUUUUUCCCAUUGUCUGCGUAAGCCUGGCUUCAUAGAAAUGUUUGCAGCAAACAUUGAAAGCUUAUCAUAGAAGACGCCUGCUGAAUCUUUGUCAGAAGAACAUUCCACAGGAUUUGUCUGAUGGUGACACUGACGGCUGUUUUGGCCAAAAGACUUUCCUCUUCUCCCAGGCAUUUUAGCAUGUGUUUUUAAAUUGUUUUAAAUUGUUUUUAAAAUAUAUGUUUUAAAUUUGUAUGUUUGUUUUUGAUGUUUUUAGUUGCUGUAAACCGCCCAG